Messenger RNA from Budorcas taxicolor (takin), 765 nucleotides. RefSeq names its product general transcription factor IIA subunit 2 (gene GTF2A2). Gene Ontology annotation, molecular function: TBP-class protein binding; RNA polymerase II general transcription initiation factor activity. Gene Ontology annotation, cellular component: transcription factor TFIIA complex. The record is from RefSeq and is a predicted model, not a curated record. Gene Ontology annotation, biological process: transcription initiation at RNA polymerase II promoter; RNA polymerase II preinitiation complex assembly. The coding region runs from base 170 to 499 and encodes 109 amino acids. The transcript is spliced from 5 exons. NCBI's taxonomy places the organism in Eukaryota, Metazoa, Chordata, Mammalia, Artiodactyla, Bovidae.
GCCGGCCGACUGCGAUCUCUGCUGCGGCGGGAGAGGUGGUCGGGAAAGUAGGUACCUUUGGCUGACCUACUGGCUGCGCCACUUCUAUCCGCUCCGAGGCGGGAAGCGCCUAUUCCCCAGGACAUCAAUGCAAGCCUGAAUAAGAAAAAGAAUUUCUCCCUCCUAAGCCAUGGCAUAUCAGUUGUACAGAAAUACCACAUUGGGAAACAGUCUUCAGGAGAGCCUGGAUGAGCUUAUACAGUCUCAACAGAUUACCCCCCAACUUGCCCUUCAAGUUCUACUUCAGUUUGAUAAGGCUAUAAACGCAGCACUGGCACAGAGGGUCAGGAACCGCGUCAACUUCAGGGGCUCUCUAAAUACAUACAGAUUCUGCGAUAACGUGUGGACUUUUGUAUUGAAUGAUGUUGAAUUCAGAGAGGUGACAGAACUUAUUAAAGUGGAUAAAGUGAAAAUUGUAGCCUGUGAUGGUAAAAAUACUGGCUCCAAUACUACAGAAUGAAUAGAAAAAAGAAAUGGCUUUUUAAUGCCAUCCUGUUACUGUUCAUCGCUUUUUGGAGAGAAGCAUAGAAGAGACUUUUUUUUUAUUUAUUCUAACAUUGCAGAAAUGACUACUCUGUGCUAUACUAUCAGAGAAUUCCAAUAGAAAGAAGCUCAUAAGUCUGUAUCCUCUUUAUUAUACAGCAUGAAGAAACAGAACUUUUUUUUUAAUGACAAAUCAAACAUUGUUGCCUUCCUAGGACUAUUCUUUAAUAAAUUCAUUUUAAA